Rhineura floridana is the source of this 2035-nucleotide messenger RNA. It is a transcript of the gene QTRT1, whose product is annotated as queuine tRNA-ribosyltransferase catalytic subunit 1. The transcript has 10 exons. Gene Ontology annotation, molecular function: tRNA-guanosine(34) queuine transglycosylase activity. The record is from RefSeq and is a predicted model, not a curated record. Gene Ontology annotation, cellular component: cytosol. NCBI's taxonomy places the organism in Eukaryota, Metazoa, Chordata, Lepidosauria, Squamata, Rhineuridae. Bases 130 to 1317 code for a protein of 395 amino acids.
CUGGGCCUCAGAAAUUAAGAGGAUUCCCGGCCCCCUCCACGGAUAGAAUCCGAAGCGCUUUAGCUUUGGGCCUCGCCCCUCUUGUCGUGUCACGUGACAGGCAGCGGCAGGGGUCGCGUCGCGAUUGCUAUGGCGGUCGAGCCCGCGGCUCUGUCGCUGCGUGUGUUAGCGGAAUGCAGGCGAAGCAAGGCUCGUGCUUGCGAGUUACGGCUGCCACACGGCACCGUGAAUUGUCCCGUUUUCAUGCCGGUUGGUACUCAGGGAACCAUGAAAGGUCUCACCGCCACGCAGCUGGAUGCUCUAGGAUGCCGCCUGUGCCUGGGCAACACCUACCAUCUAGGCAUGCGACCCGGACCAGAGCUUAUCCAAAAAGCCAAUGGACUCCAUGGCUUUAUGAACUGGUCAGGAAACCUUCUCACAGACAGUGGUGGGUUCCAGAUGGUCUCUCUGGUGGAGCUGUCCACUGUGACUGAGGAGGGAGUGCACUUCUCUUCUCCAUACGAUGGCAAGGAGAUUCUGCUGACUCCAGAGAAAUCCAUUGAAAUACAGAAUGCUCUUGGCUCUGACAUCAUGAUGCAGUUAGAUGAUGUGGUCAGCAGCACAGUCAGUGGUCCACGGGUAGAGGAAGCCAUGCUCAGGUCCAUUCGCUGGCUGGACAGAUGUAUUGCAGCACACCCCAAGCCCAGCCAGCAGAAUUUAUUUGCUAUUAUCCAGGGUGGACUGGAUCCUUCGCUCCGAUCCAAGUGUUUGGAAGAAAUGACUAAACGAGAUGUGCCAGGCUUUGCCAUUGGGGGCCUGAGUGGUGGCGAAGCCAAAGAGCACUUCUGGAGGAUGGUGGAUCUCAGUACAAAUAAGCUCCCCAGGAACAAGCCUCGCUAUCUUAUGGGAGUAGGUUAUGCUACGGACCUGGUGGUGUGUGUGGCCCUGGGCUGCGACAUGUUUGAUUGUGUCUUCCCCACGAGGACUGCACGCUUUGGCUCAGCCUUGGUCCCCUGCGGCUCCUUGCAGCUGAAGAACAAGCAAUACGCCAAGGACUUCCGGCCCAUUGAUGAGAACUGUGAUUGCCCCACCUGCCAGAGGUAUAGUCGAGCUUUCUUGAAUGCUCUCUUCCGCAGUGACACAACUGCCAUGCACCAUGUUACCAUCCAUAAUAUUGCUUACCAGCUGAACCUGAUGCAUUUAAUCCAGGAAAGCAUUAUUGAACAGAGGUUCCCACAGUUUGUUCAGGACUUCAUGAAGACCAUGUAUGGAAACUUAGGCAGCUACCCACAGUGGGCCACAGAAGCCCUGGCCUCGGUUGGAAUUAUCCUGGAGUGAGACUGGAGGGAUACGGUUGCUGGCAGGGCCACCAGUGAGCAGAAUUCAGCUUGGAGCCCAGUACUUGUGGAACAGCAUGUCUCCUGAAUCCAGGUCUAUCAGUGAUUGCUUGCCCUACUUCCGCAGCUGUACUAGUCCUUCUUUCCAGAACAGUGACCUGGGCAUUUGCAGCACUGAAUACCUCUUUCUAUCAAGGAAUUCUUAGGAAGAACCUGAGGAGCUGCUACUCCUGACAGUUUAUCGCAAUGGUUAAAUUGGAACUUGAAAGGUCUUUAUUUUUAUAUUUUUAAUAUGUGAAAAUUCUUAUUUUUAAACUUGUUAUUAAAUUCUUAAAUUCAUUUGCAUUUUCUACACAAUUUCUCUGAGCAGUAUUCAACUAACACAUCCUGUCAGUGCAAGAAUUACAGCUUUUCCCCGUCUCCUCGCCCUGCACACGCCCCAUGCCAUCCCCAGACUUGCUCUGGAGGCAUGGGGGGGGAACCCCUAGAACACAUUUGGGGGCACACUGGGCAGGAGAGCUGGGGAAGUCCUGUCGUGCUAGUGGUAAUCCUUGUGCUGGUGGGACUGUGACUUAGCACUGCGUUGCAUAUAGCCCUCUGAAUCUAGAAAAGAUGUUUGUGGAGCUGGCAGUCUGAGCAGAGCUAAGCAUGCUAUGCAGAUUCUCAGAGAAGCAAUUGGUGUUUUGUGCUCAGAGUAAAUAAAAGUAUACAAUUGAAAA